ACGGAAUAACACUGCUAAAUACACACAACAGUUCCGUAUCAUCAUUCUUUUUCUGCCAAAUGGAAUCAGAUGCAUCUGAACAACAACAACAAACCGGCAGAAAGAGAAAACGAAAAACUAAUCAUUGUGAAGAAUCGAACCAGCGAGCUCGUCAAGAGGAGAAAGUAAAAGAUGUAACUGACAGUGACAUCAUGUCAUCAAAGAGAGUGUACGCUGAAGGAGAAAGAGAAAGAUCGCAGAGUCCGUCAAAGGAAAAAAAGAAAACAUUCCUCAGACAAUCCAAACUACCAACGUUCCUUGGACAUGUUGGAAAGAAGACACCCCCAAGCAGCCCAGCCAGAUUACUACAAUGCCAUCGUGAUAUUCAAGAAUACAGAAAUGGGUAUCCUGAUAAAGAAGAUGAUAAAAGUCUGAUUGAUAACCUGAGGUUUUAUAAAAACGAGAUCCAAUCCAGACCCAGAGGUGACUUCAUUGAUGAUAUUCACAAACAUUGGUAUGGUGACUACAGUCGGUUGGAGGAACAUCAUGGGUACAUACAGUGGUUAUUUCCUAUAAGAGAGCAAGGAAUGAAUUGGAAAUCCCAAGAACUUCAACAACAUGAAGCAAAGAAAAUCAUCGCGAGUGAAGACGCUAGCAGGAGACUUAUAAAGUCAUAUCGAAUGAUGCUUGAUUUCUGGGGCAUGCAUCUUGAAGACGAGAAGACUGGAGUCAUAGUACGAGGAGACAACUGGAAAGAAAGAUUCACACAUCUUAAUAGGUCUUACCAUAACUACUUGAGAAUUACUAGGAUGCUGAAAUCUCUCGGGGAGCUUGGCCAAGAACAUCUCAAGGCUCCGCUCCUUACAUUCAUCUUACAAGAAGUGAUUAAGACUAGAACUCUCAUUAAUGCCAAGAGAAGCUGCUUGAACUAUUGGAUCCACACAAUACUUGAGGAGAAGACGAGACAAAGUGUCUUAACUCUUGCUGAUGAUUUAUGUAAGAAGUACACAUCAUGACCAAAGUUGUAGUCUCAGUUCCCAUCUCGAAUUCAUCCUACAAGAAGUGAUCAAGAAUAUAACCCUCUUUGCCAAGGGAAGCUGCUUAAAGGCACUGGACAUCUUUAGUAGUUAUCAAAAACUGAUUACAUAUUUUGCAUGACAUAGACACAAAAUAAAUAAAACGCUCACUAUUUUUUACAAUUUCCCCGGUGCUUUUAAUUUCCCUAGUGUGGGAUAAUAAAGUUCUUAUCUUAUCUUAUCUGAGCAGUAAACUUCCAAUAGGAAAUUAGUUUUAUUUAUUUU
Molecule: messenger RNA, 1280 nt
Organism: Asterias rubens (European starfish)
Lineage: Eukaryota; Metazoa; Echinodermata; Asteroidea; Forcipulatida; Asteriidae
Product: opioid growth factor receptor-like protein 1
Exons: 9
Coding region: 60-995 (311 amino acids)
Cellular component (GO): membrane
Molecular function (GO): opioid growth factor receptor activity
Source: RefSeq, a predicted model, not a curated record